AUGUACUAUUACAGAAACUAUUAUGGUGGCCUAGGUGCUGGCUAUAAGGACUGUGGAUACGGUCAUGUCUGUUGCUUUGGUGCCUUUGGAAUCUUGGAAUGUGGCUACAGAUGUGGCUGUAAUAGGUAUGGACUUGACUGCUGA
Aethalodelphis obliquidens (Pacific white-sided dolphin) is the source of this 144-nucleotide messenger RNA. RefSeq names its product keratin associated protein 20-3 (gene KRTAP20-3). The record is from RefSeq and is a predicted model, not a curated record. The coding region runs from base 1 to 144 and encodes 47 amino acids. Lineage: Eukaryota; Metazoa; Chordata; Mammalia; Artiodactyla; Delphinidae. The transcript is spliced from 2 exons.